Calliphora vicina (urban bluebottle blowfly) is the source of this 1423-nucleotide messenger RNA. RefSeq names its product zinc finger and SCAN domain-containing protein 31-like. The record is from RefSeq and is a predicted model, not a curated record. Gene Ontology annotation, molecular function: zinc ion binding; DNA-binding transcription factor activity, RNA polymerase II-specific. Gene Ontology annotation, cellular component: nucleus. The coding region runs from base 74 to 1411 and encodes 445 amino acids. Gene Ontology annotation, biological process: regulation of transcription by RNA polymerase II. NCBI's taxonomy places the organism in Eukaryota, Metazoa, Arthropoda, Insecta, Diptera, Calliphoridae. The transcript has 5 exons.
CUGCGCUAAAAACUAUAAAUAAUUACGAAUUUUUUCCCUUUCAUUCAAUUUAAUGCAUUAAAAAGCCACAAAAAUGUCUUUAAAAACAACAGACAAAUGUCGCCUGUGCUUGGUGGAAACAGAAAUACCAAAAACCUAUGAAUUGUUUAAGAACAAUGAUGGCGUAGCGUUUAAAACAGAAGUGGAUCAAAAUGAUGAAUUUACCAAUUUGAAACUGUACGAAAAAGUGGAAUAUUGUUGCGGUGUAAGGCUGCACAAUAAGAAACAAAUGCCCACACGAAUUUGUGGCAAAUGCUUCAACACGGUACACAUGUGGUUUAACUUUCGCCAAAUGUGCUACAAUUCACAAGUGUUUUUGACCACACAGAGCCAGGAAGUUGUGGACAUAGAUCAGGAACUGGAAGAUCUACAAACAAUACGUACAAAAUUAAAUAACAAGAAAACUGCAGAUAUAAUUGAGUGCCUAGAAGCGGACAGUGAAGUGGGCAUAAUAUAUGAGGAUGUGGACGAUGAUGCUGAUGAUAAUAAUAAUGAUGAUGGUGAUUAUUUGGAUAACCAUUUUGAAGUAGAUGGUGAUGAUGAAAACGAUAAUGAUCACCAAGCUGUCAAAAAUGAUCAUGUUACGAAACAGGAGUUAGACAUGGGGAAUUGUAAAUUGGAAAAUAUGGCGGAAUUUAUUAAAGACAAUGGUGAUCUCUUGGAGGCCCUAACAACCGAUGAUUACAAUGAAGCCUUGGCUUACCUUAAUGCAGAGGAUGAUGAUGAGCUGGAAGAGUUUAUAGAUCACUGUGCCACCAAGAAUAUCUCGAUAAGGCAAUUAAAUGCUAAAGCUAUGACAAAAUAUAAACCGAAAAUAGGUAAACCGAAGCCAAAACCCGUUAUAAAAGAGGAAAAAAGUCAAAAGACAAUUAAGUUGCCGAAACCCUCCACAUUUAUGUGUAAUAUCUGUGGUAAUGUUUACAGCAAGAAACCAUUGUUUCAGCAUCAUAUGCGCAUGCAUUCCGACGUUAAGCCUUAUCAAUGCGAACUUUGCGAUAAAUCUUAUCGUAUUAUGAGUGAUUUGAGAAAUCAUAUGUAUCGUCAUACUGGAGAAAAACCAUUUAAGUGUAAAUAUUGUGAUCGCCAUUUCAUGGAUCGCAGUUCCCGCCACAGACAUGAAAGAAUUCAUACAAAUUCAAGGCCAUACAAAUGUAAUAUAUGCACGAAGAGUUUCUCUUAUUCGGCAAUAUUGAAAAAUCAUUUGAAAUUGCAUUCGGGAGAAAAGGAUUAUAUCUGCUCAAUUUGCAAUAAAUCCUUUACAUUGGCUCAUCAACUGAAAGCUCAUAUGCUAACAAUAUCGCAUAAACAAAAAGAGGCCGCAUUUGAAGCAUCUGGCUAUAAGAUUCUCUAUGAAACAGCUGUUGAUAUUUAAUUUAGGAUCAAA